Molecule: messenger RNA, 1697 nt
Organism: Truncatella angustata
Lineage: Eukaryota; Fungi; Ascomycota; Sordariomycetes; Amphisphaeriales; Sporocadaceae
Product: cytochrome P450
Exons: 7
Coding region: 101-1618 (505 amino acids)
Molecular function (GO): iron ion binding; monooxygenase activity; heme binding
Source: RefSeq, a predicted model, not a curated record
UAUAGCUCAGAGGCAAUCAAGCUCACCAAGACAAUACUGGCCAGGCGACAAGAAUUUGCAGACCUCGACUCAGGUAAUAUUGAACCAGCGAAUCAUCACCAUGAAAAUGGUCUUCAUCAGUUUCGAGCCACUUGGGGAUGUGACACCGUCUGUGUUAAUUCUUGGCACUAUCGCCGCCGUGGUCUGGUACACUUUUGCUCCAAAGAACAAUAUUUACGAUGCAUUCCCCAGGAUUUUCGAUAAUCGUGUACGAGCCCUUAUUUGGCCGUCACAUGUACAAGAUCUUGUAUGGGAGGGGUAUCAGAAAAUAACCAAGCCAACGGGAAAGCCGUUCACCGUACGCUGGUGGGCUAAGGACUUCCUAAUUCUGCCUCCAAAGUACCUUUCAUCCCUCCGUGAUGCUGAGUGGGGCCACUUGAGCUUCUUCAGGACGAUUAGCGAUGCAUUCUUUCUACAUACCAGUGUAGGGGAUCUUUAUGAUAGCGACUCGACCGUGCAGGUAGUUACCAAGGGGCUCAAUCCCCGGAUGCCACAACUCACACCCAUCGUGGAAGAGGAAAUUGAAUAUGCGCUCAAUGCAGAGUUGAACGGAAAGCCAGUGAGCCACAAUGCGCAACAGUUUUUCACUGCCAUCGUCCAUCGGUCUGCCUCGCGCAUCAUGAUUGGCGAGGAAUUGUGUCGUAACGAAACUUUCAUCAAAACCUCUACAGAAUUUGUCAUGUCCAUCUUUUUCACUGGUCUCAUCAUCGUUAAGCUGCCCCUUGGUCCCCUGCGCGAUUGGCUUGCAUACCCGCUCGCUGCUUGGCACCGACGAAAGCUAAGGCAAUGCACUCGCAUGCUACGGCCGGUCUUGCAGAGACGCAUAGAGGAGCGGCAAAAGUCUGGAGGUUCCCAGAACAGACUCGACGCCAUUGAAUGGUCCCUGAUGCUGGUUCCAUCGGGAGGCGAGAUCGAUGUUCCGCGUCUCCUUGAUGAGCUCAUGCAUAACCUGUGGGCUGGUACAUCCGCUCCGGGCGGAUUGGUGACUGAUAUCAUCUUCCAGCUGCUUCUAGAGCCUAAAUACAAGGAGAUGCUAGUCCAGGAGGCAUCGAAAGCACGAGGAGAGACUGGUCACUGGACGGAAAAGGCUUUGGGCCGAUUGCCGCUUCUAGACAGUUUUAUUCGUGAGAUCAACAGGCUAUAUCCUACCGGCUCCAUUACAUCUUCUCGCACCGUUUGUGGAAGGCCAUUCGUCUUCCCAGAUGGCCUGACCCUGCCGGUAGGGACCCGUUUUGGUUUUCCCACGAUGGCAAUGCAAAACGAUGCUGAGAUUAAUUUUGAUGGCUUUCGAUUUGCAAAGGCACAAGAGACAUCCGAAAAUGAAGAAAGCACGAGCGCAUCAAGGGGAGCAACGGCAAUGCACCCGACAAACCUCGCGUGGGGAUACGGAACUCACGUUUGCCCUGGCAGAUUCUUUGCAGUGCGCAUGGUCAAAAUGGUGGUGGCCACUCUGCUCCUGGACUAUGACAUUGAAUGGGAUGGUCAUGUCACUCAUCGACCAAGUCCAACUUUGAUCGAAGGACAGAAUAUACCAAAUUUGUCCCAGAGAGUCAAAGUUACCAAACGAACAGAACGGUGAAUAUUUUAGGUGGAGAUCAAAGGAUAGUUGGAAAUUAAGUAGAAAUGAGCGCACCUUUAGUCUGAGACAUUAACUAUGC